AUGCGAGCGACGUCGCGGCUUUUCGCGACUGUCAGAUCAGCGUCGAAAUACCUUGAACCCAAUACGCCCACAGGCCUUACGGGCCUCACAACACAUCCAUCCCCUCGUCCUGCCCUCAUUUACACGUACCGGCAAACCCUCAAUAAGCUCGCUCAACUACCCAAAAGCUCCGUCUACCGCCAAUCAGCCGAGGCUUUCACAAAACAGCGCCUGCAGGUAGUCGAGUCUGUAAAACCAGAAGGAUACGAGCAAUGGCUGGAACGUGUGCGCAAGCAGAUUGAAGCCAGUCCCACAGCUUUCAGUAAAUUGAUGAAUGAAGAUGGCUCAUUGGGUAGCGAGAAGCUACAUGUGGAAGCAGUGGACAACUGGGACGGCAAGAUCUCGCGGCACGAUGCGAAAUAUGAGGGACCGAACACGAUGGCCCAGGCAGAGGCCAAAGCAAGGGCUGUUAUGGAUGAAGUGCGAGAAAAAGACCUUGAAGACAAAGAAGGGGUUCAGCCUACUGUAGAGGACUUGGAGGUGGAACCACCGUUGACGAGAGAGCAGAUCGAGAGUAUCGAGCAAAAGAUUGGUGCUGGUUUAAUUGAAGAAGUCAUCCAAGUUGCCGAGGGGGAGCUGGAUCUGGUGGCCGAGAUGCUACGAUAUCAAGUAUGGGACGAUCUGGAAGAAAAGACUCCCACAGGUCAAUGGGAGUACUUUGAACGUGGCAACAGAGUCUAA
Messenger RNA from Fonsecaea multimorphosa CBS 102226, 720 nucleotides. RefSeq lists its product as uncharacterized. The transcript has 3 exons. The record is from RefSeq and is a predicted model, not a curated record. The coding region runs from base 1 to 720 and encodes 239 amino acids. Gene Ontology annotation, biological process: respiratory electron transport chain. NCBI's taxonomy places the organism in Eukaryota, Fungi, Ascomycota, Eurotiomycetes, Chaetothyriales, Herpotrichiellaceae.